AGGUCUUUACGUACACCUUUCCCGAUAGUUUUAUAAAUAUAUCUAUGGGAUUGAUUACAUCAGUCGUCACAGUUUUACUACCUACGUCUAGCAUUACCCAAUGAAAAGGUGCGACAAUAAGUUUGCAGCAUCUCUAGGAUUCCGUUUCCUUAUUGGUCUAACUCCGCCGUUCAUUUCUGUUUAUUAACAACGUGAUUACUGACUGUUAUCAGCUGUUUACAGUUCGAAUCAAUUCAGACGUUACUAUCAUUUACGCCACAGUACAAGUUCUUUCUGUUUUGACUGGUCAAAAAAUUAUACAGGCUACUCCAAGGACGCACUACUUGUACGUUCUAGAUUCCUUAUUAUCGCAUUAACCUGGUUAAGCCUACCCUAUUAUUUUGAAACGCGGUAACUGAGCCGUUUAUAAUUAAUUAUGCGAAUUUUUUGUUAUAGUUUAGUGAAAUUGGACCAAAGUUUGUUGAUGAAGUUUUGGUACUUCUGAGGGGAGAAACUUUUUGCUUUUCAUAGGUGGUGAGCGAUAGUCAUUUAGUACCUAUUGACAUGUUGCUCAAUCUUUUCCAUACCUCUAAACGCAAUGAAGUUAAUUUUGAGUGCACUUUGUAAGGGGAGACCGAUUUCUUUGAUUCGAUUUUUUAAUUUUGAUAAUAUUGUAUCGGUACUUCGUGGUGCGAUUUGCAAUUUACCCUUGUAGGGGCGGGAAAGAAUAACUCUAUCGCAGAGAGCACUGCGUGUCGCAAUCCUAGCUUGGAGUUUGGAGGUCGAAGGGUGAAAUGACACGAUUUUGGGUCCUAUUUUACCGAUUAUGACUUAAUUCUCGAUUGCGAGGAUUUUACAUAGGCCAGGGAAAGAGGAGGAGGAAGGGAGAGAGGAGAUCCUGGCACAGUAAACGAUGUAGGGGCAGUUUAAAGAUGAUUUUAAUGGGAUGAUGUUCUUGUAAUGGUUUUGCAAACACUCGAUUCGUUAUAAAACCGGAAUUUAUUAAAAAACGAACAGAUUAAAAAUUCAAGUUAUAGGUUUCUUCUGUAGGUCCUUCAAACCGUGUACCGUUCGGGUCGUGUUUGUCCAGUCCAGCACAUCUUGUCUGGGUAUCUAGGGAAGCAGCGUUCCUAUAUAGACACAGCUCUGUGUUUGCAGUCAGAGCUGCGUCCAUUCCAAGAGGCUGUGUGCCAUUUUUUCCUCCUUCAAUUAAGCACGGUCCGAUAUAGUAACAAGGCUGUGGACGCGAAUGAAUUCUUUAUUAGUUUGGUAGUUGAAGUUUGGCCAAGCAGGUGGUCUCCUUCAAUUUAGGGUUUUAAGUUGAUUUGCUCAUUAUUUGGGAGAAUUUCUUUAAUAUUUUGGUAAUGUUACGUGGGCGAGUGCACCUUAAAUACGGUCCUGACUUUUUAAAUGCGUUUGAAAACUUAAGGCGCCGGUAAAUCGUGGGAUACGGCCUGCUUGUUUCAGGUUACCGGAAAGAUUUUGUUUGUGUUGUAGUUGUAACUAUCUGAGUUGCUGCGUAAUGUGAGAUUUGCAGAAUAAACAGUAAGUUAAAUCACAUUGCAUUAAUUUAUAUAGCCGUCAAUGAAUCUAAUUGGGGGCGUACUUGGUGGAAAAUGUCAAGGGGUGUAAAUCAUAGAAGUAAAAUAGUGGGAAGUUUGCAGUUCUGGGAUAACCGUGAGAGUAUUCGGGUCACUACAAAUCCAAAGUUAAGUCAAACUCCUGUAAAUUACCGUAGGAUGUGUUUAAUUUUCUAAAAAGUUCAUUCGUGUUGAGCGGUAAGCGAAGUCAAUUCAACCACCUGUAAAUUACCAUGAGGUGCGACCACGUCAAUGAAAGUGGCCCGCUGACUAUCGGGAACUGGCUGUCUACGCCACCGUACGACAUUUUAAUCCCAUUAUUUUUGUGGUUCAGAAUGGAGAUUUUCACCGAUCUUAAACCACUGACCUUCACCAUGGAUCAACCUAUACAGACAAGCUACAUCCAGUACAACAGACUCAACUGACCUAUAUCGCCCAAUUUACCACGGGUAUUACGGCGUAUGGGUCCUCUAACAUUGUCGCUGAUGCAGUUGAUCUUCAUACACCCGUGAUCAAGAGGGAGACUGAACUUCUAGAACUUCUCAUCGGCAGCACAUCUCUUAAACUCCAGCUGCACAACGUGCCCGGCUCCGAUAUUCAGUUUGACUGUGAACAACAACGCCUAUUCAUAGACCUGUUCCUUACCUCUCGUCAUGCCAACCCAAAAACUUUCAUUUUUCAAGACCAGGAGACGUUUUCACAACACCGUUUGGCGACCUCCACAAACUCUAUGCAGCGGUCCUUACUCUGUUAUUUGCAAAAACGCACGUACGUUAUUGCGCUUGCCUGGUGCUACAAAGAGAUCACUGUAGUGCAUUGAACUGUAAUUUCAAAGGCCUCCUGGAUCUUUCGCGAAAAAAUAUAUUACCGUUUACUUAUGGUGCGUUCUACCUGGGACACACCAUUACGUGUCAAACUCCCACUACCGAAGAGUGGCGAAAAAACGGACUUUUUUAACGGGCAGUUACACAAGCAGCACUAAAAUUCCUCCUUAUACUAAUAAUAAUGAUUUCAGAUCAUGCAAAAAAUAAUGUUACGUUCUCACCUCAAAGUUUUUAAACAGUUUUCAAGGAGAAUGGACCCUUUCCUCCAUAACUGAAAAAUUAAAAAUCGAUGCACCUCCAAUUCAGAUCACUUCAUAGUAAAUGAAGACAACACUAGAAAUUUAAAAAAAUUACGUAUAUCUAAAAGCAUCAAAUUCUACCUUUAUCCCUUUGUAACAGGUUGCCCGAAAUAACUAAAGUGACCACUUUUUAACUAAACUUAACUCUCCCUAGAUUAAAUAAUACAGAGGGUUACAAUAUAUCAAAACACUGUGCUAGUUCGCAGGGAGUUUACCAAACCCUUUCUCAGUUCUAGGCGCAAAUUCUCUUGGUACAAAUAAAUCACCCCACGGUAAUCUAUAGGUUUUGACUAAACUUCGCUCGCGGUUCAAUGCGAAUGGGGCACAAAAAUCAAACCAGCCUAAGGUAAUAAUAGGUGACCAACUGAACUGAAGUGACCGUUUCAAGCUAAUUGCUUAACGGUUCUCUCCCAACAACCAACUCCUCACUUACUUUACUUUUUUUAUUGACACCCAUCACCUGACGUAAAACCGUUUCCACCAAUAAACUAAUUUACAAAACCAAUCAGAUCGCUUGACGGUAAUAAACCCACAACAAAGGCCACUACCAUCAUUUAAAAUUCCCCCUAUCAAGACAUAAAUACAAUCGGUAAAGAAUAGAAGAUAAAAUCUUUCCAAACACCCUUCGUCCACCAAACACAAGCGCCGGGGUUGCGGCUAACUUGCUGUUGUUUAGUCACCUUCUACGACACGCAGUAGGGUUAUUCUUUCCGACCCCUACACCGUCAAAUCUGUGCAUAAGGGUAUGAAGAAACAAUUAGUACGAAGUCGUCUGGAAAAUGUCAAUAUAGCUCAGCAUAAAUUAGUCACAGUUGGAAUGUGGAGUUCUAAAAUCACCCGAAAAAUGUUGUCCUUCAUCUAGGCCUGAAAACACACAUUACACCCACUUGAAUAAAGUGUCAAAUUUCAAAGGAGGAUAUUGGUCAACUUAUUAACCGCACUAUUUUGUUUCGGUCACGUUUUUUUUACAAAUAAUAUUUACACUAGAGUUGUGUGUAUAUUGAGUGACAUAAUGGACUGUAGCGAACAGAAAAGGCGUAAACCAAAUCCGCGUACAAAGGCAGGAAUAAUAAAUAUUUUUUUAUUCAAGUAUGUGUUCAAUAUUAUUUACACUGGAUCACGAAGAGACCUGAAAAUGGAAGAUAUAUACGAUGUUUUGCCAAAUUUCCAAGCUACUCGAUUGUAUCAUCGCAUGAAUCGAGAAUGGCAAAAGGAAUUCAUGAAUUCCAAAAAUCCGUCAGUUUUCAAAAUCUUCCUCCGCAUCUUUGGCCUGGAGUUUGCCUUAUGGGGAAUUGGCAUUUUUAUCUUCGAAAUUUGUAUUGCGGACUUGGCGCAAACGAUUGUGAUGGGAAAGCUGAUGGCGUAUUUUGAACCUGGAAGUAAUGUUACUGUCAAGGAAGCUUCAUUAUAUGCAGCUGGAUUAAUUGGGGCUGUUGCAACACAUCAGCUAUACAAUAAUACGUGCAUCCUUGUAGUAUGGUUGAUAGGCCUGAAAAUGCAAAUAGCGUGUAGUACGAUGGUGUACAGAAAAUGUUUGAGGAUUAAUUUGGAAAAUGAGAAUAUUCACGGAAUGGCUGUGACAAUAAUAACUAAGGAUAUCGCGCAACUCUUGACAGUGCCAGAUUGCGGACAUAUGUUGGUCUUAUGGUUCCCCAAAUUUGUCAUUAUACUUUGCAUUAUGUAUACAUAUAUUGGCGUUUCUGCAUUUGCCGGCGCGGUGAUUGUAUUGGCCGCGGUACCAAUGAAUGCACUUUUGGGCAAGCUGAUAUUAAACUAUCGACUGAAAACUGCUGCACAAACCGAUCAAAGGGUUAAAUUGAUGCAGGAAAUGCUAACAGCGAUGCGAACAAUCAAAAUGCAUAGGUGGGAAAAGUUUUUCUCAAAACUAAUUGAUGAACGUAGAACCAAAGAAAUGCAACUGCUAAAAAUCUUAUUUUACAUAAAAGCGAUGAUUUUUUCUAUUUGUCAACUCUCCUACCGUUUCGCUUUUUACAUUUGCGUGAUUACGUACGUUGCUUUGGGUAACCACAUAAGUGCAGAAAAUGCGUUUGUGAUUAACGGCUGUUUUGGAGCUUUUCAAUCCCUUCUCACUGACUACCUGCCAAAUGUCGUUCUACAAAUGGCCGAAUAUAAAGCGUCGCUACAUCGAAUCACAAAGUUCCUUAUGCUCCCAGAAGUUCCUUCUCAUUCUAGUGAAGACUCGUUGGCAGAUGGGGUAAUAUCUGUGAAGAAUGCUACUGUCUCAACUGCAGGUGGAGUAAUACUCUUGGACGGUCUAAGUUUAAAUAUUUGCAGAGGAUUGACAGUGGUCACAGGGCCUACCGGUUCAGGCAAGUCGACGUUGUUAAAACUACUGCUACGCGACGUUCCGAUAACUAGCGGCGAGAUUAUGCUUCCCGGAGAGGUGUCCUACGCGUCUCAAGAACCGUGGAUAUUCCCUUCGACGAUACGUCAAAACAUAAUCUUCGGAGAGCCGUUUAAUGAAAAAAGAUAUCAGCAAGUGCUUGAUGUGUGCGCCUUAAAGCGGGAUUUGAAGGUAUUCCCAAAUGGUGAUCAGUCCUUUGUCUCAGAUCGUGGCUCAAAUUUAAGUAGAGGACAGAAGGUCAGAAUAAACCUGGCGCGUGCGAUUUACAAACGAGCUGCUAUUUAUUUGCUAGACGACUGCUUGUCCUCCAUGGAUGGGCGCGUUGGGAAACAUAUUUUCAAUGAGUGCAUCAAGGGGUUCCUGAAAAACUGCGUCUGUGUAUUACUAACUAACAACUCUCUUCCCUUGGAAGACAACGAUAAGGUUUUGGUUUUACACGGGGGGCGCGUAGAAUUCCACGAUUCUUUCAAUUACUUUAAGCGGUGGAAAAAUGAGGAAACAAUUGAACUAGGUGAUAAUCAAAACGAACCAUAUAGAGAAAUCGACGAAGCACAGCCUUUAAUUCUAAAUGAAGCCGUACCACCUAACAUUUACCAAGAGUAUAACAAAAUAGGAAAAGUAAAAAGCUCCGUGUAUUAUGCGUAUUAUCUCUGUGGGGGAGGUUGGAAAAUCUUUUUGAUAGUCGCCAUUUGUUCCAUUACGGCUAACGCCGCGGCCAGUUGGACGGAUUACUUCAUCAGUUUUUGGGUAGAUAUGGAGCAAGAGCUUUCCGGUUUUCGGACGAAUCAAACCACAUACUCAGCCGAAUACAAAGAUUUGGAAAACAGAUAUGACGUAAUAAUGGCCACAUACUCGUUUGUAAUGCUCGGUGCUGCAACCUGUACCAUUUUAGAGGCGUUGUCAUUUUUUUUAUUUACAAGCAAGGCAUCUAUUAAAAUACACAAGACUGUUAUAGAUAAAGUUGUAAACGCACCGAUGAUAUUCUUUGACAACAACCUAUCGGGAAAUAUUCUCAAUCGCCUCUCUCGCGAUUUGUCAAUAAUGGAUGAUCAAAUGCCUAGCGUGUUGUUGGAUUCUAUGAAAGUUCUUCUGUCUAUGUAUGGCGUGUUAAUUAUUGUCACAACCGUAAAUUGGUAUUUUAUAGUACCAUCCAUUAUACUAACUGUGAUAUUGUAUACAGUACGCCGAAUCUAUAUGAGACUUGGUCGAAGUUUGAAACGGCUGGAAGGAGCUGCACGAAGCCCACUAAUAGGUCACCUAAACGCCACUUUAGAGGGACUCACCACAAUUCGAGCAAGUAACUCUCAGGAAAGACUAAUUGAAGAAUUUGACAAAUACCAAGAUCUGUACAGUUCUACGCUUUAUAUGAACUUGUCCACGUCCAGAGCCUUUGGGUUCUCUUUGGACGCAAUUUGUAAUGUGUACAUUACAAUAAUAGUUUUUUCAUUCUUGGUAUCAAAAACAGAUAGACUAGCCGGUUUAGUUGGCUUGGCCAUUUCACAGUCAUUUUCUUUAAUCCGGUUACUGACAUCGGCUGCUCGACAAUGGGCUCAUCUAGAAACGCAGAUGACAUCGACAGAGAGGGUUUUAGAGUACAGAGAUAUAGUCGUCGAGGUUCCCACGGGCGCCAAACCAGACAAUUGGCCAAACAUCGGGACUAUUAAAUACGAAGGUGUGACUUUGCAGUAUUCGAGUGGUGGGGAGGCGGCAUUAGAAAAUAUUAAUUUUUACAUUGGACCCAAGGAAAAAGUCGGUAUUGUUGGAAGGACUGGUGCAGGAAAAACUUCAAUUAUUUCGACUUUAUUCCGAAUGUACGACUACGAAGGAAACAUUUUUAUUGACGGUAUAGAUAUUAAAUCAGUGCCGAUCAAAUAUCUCCGUUCUAAAGUGUCGAUCAUACCUCAAGACCCGGUGCUCUUUUCGGGUACAAUCAGGACCAACUUAGAUCCGUACUGCGAAUUCUUAGACAAGGUACUGUGGGAUGCAUUAGAAGAAGUGGGGAUGAAAAGUGCGUUUACAAGUUUGGAUGCCGAAGUUCUAUCGGGAGGAAUGGGUUUAAGCGUAGGAGAAAAGCAACUCUUCUGUUUGGCAAGAGCCAUCGUGCACAACAACACUAUUUUAGUAUUAGACGAAGCGACUGCCAAUAUCGAUCCAGAAACCGAUACUCUCAUUCAGAGGACAAUCAAACGGAAGUUCUCAAAUUGCACAGUACUUACCCUUGCGCACAAACUGCGAACGGUAAUAGAUUCGGACAGUAUUAUUGUUAUGGACGCGGGUGCGAUUUGUCAAUUUGGAUCGCCCAAAAAUUUACUAGAUGACGAGCAAGGUUUAUUUUACCAUAUGGUUCAGCAGGAUGGAUUGGUCAGGUCAUAAGUAAGAAGUUGGUCAUAGAUAAAUAUCUGUGCGUGUGCUUGCUCGGGACGUUUGUAUUUUGACGUUCAACUCCAAAUUCAGAGUUCAAAGUUUGAAUUUCUCCUUUCCUUAAUAAUAACUGCAUAAUGCGUUGGCAAACAUUUUUAGAUUUUAACCCCCUCGUAUAAUGUUAUUUAAAUCGGUUCACAGGAGGCGCUGUAAUAAACACGUCAAAAUACGUUCCAUGGAAAACUCAAAAAUCAUUAGCAUUACUUUUAUACAAAUUCCCUUGAAAAUAAAAAAAAUAAAGACCAAACGAC
This is a messenger RNA of Photinus pyralis (common eastern firefly), 7719 nucleotides long. RefSeq names its product probable multidrug resistance-associated protein lethal(2)03659. The record is from RefSeq and is a predicted model, not a curated record. Gene Ontology annotation, biological process: transmembrane transport. NCBI's taxonomy places the organism in Eukaryota, Metazoa, Arthropoda, Insecta, Coleoptera, Lampyridae. Gene Ontology annotation, molecular function: ATP binding; ATP hydrolysis activity; ABC-type transporter activity. Bases 3695 to 7420 code for a protein of 1241 amino acids. Gene Ontology annotation, cellular component: membrane. The transcript is spliced from 11 exons.